AUGACAGUAAUAGAUCCCUACAAAAUGGAACUCCGCUUCACUUAUGAUAUCAACAAAUGGAUGGCAAUCAAUGAGACAAUUACUGCCACUUAUUAUGACUACAGGACUCAUAGCUUUCAUAUGUUCUUCAAUAAUAAUAAGUAUCGCAUUUGGAAAGUCAAUGUCUCGCUAAUGAACUCUUUGCCAAUGGGUUGGGACCGGGCCUUUCUUCACGGAUCACUCAGCGAUUCACUCAAAAUAAACAGAGAUUUCUUUAAAAUGAACGAAAGAGAGCUCAGAGAGUACUCUCAGCCAUACUUCCAGCCAGAAGUGGUUGAUGUCAGCGAUGACACCGACGACAUCGACGAGGACGAGGCGGUCGAAGAGAAUCUGGAAAACAAUUUGCAGGAAAACAGUCAUAAAAAGGAGUUCCAAUUGAUUACAGAGAUUAGCAACGAUUUGGAGAAUAAAAAAGUUGACAAUAAUUUCCAAAAUGAUUAUAAAAAUAGUUUAUUUCAACGAUCGGACGAAGUACUGGCUGUCAGUCCGGUGAUGGCCAACUUAGGACCAGCUCUUAUUCACUGCCAUUUCCAAAUGUUUUGCAAACAAAUUGUUUCCCGACUUCUUGUGCGGCUCAGGAGUGGUGCUCAGACAUGGCAUCCUCGCAGACAUUUGGCAUUUCACGAGCCCUUCAGGAGCGGUGGCCGCAAGUAUGAGGACAUCCGUGAAGCCAAAUGGGAGGCCAUUCCCGAGUGGGAGAGAAUGACCACUGGUUUCAGGGCAUUGAGAGAUGAGUGCAAAAUGUGGACACAAGAGAUGCGCGAUUGGUAUGGUUUGGACAGCUCUUGGGAUACCUUCGAGAACAAAGAAGUGGUGAAACUGUGGGACUUCGACCAGAGGAACAACGGCCUCAUCUCCUCCUAUCAUAACAGAGACCAAAGAGGGAUAGAGAUGAAUGACAUGAAGAGGUGGCGCACGGCUUGCGAUUCCGACUACAAUGAGGGUUGGGAUGCACUGACACACCAUCGAUGA
Molecule: messenger RNA, 1011 nt
Organism: Oppiella nova
Lineage: Eukaryota; Metazoa; Arthropoda; Arachnida; Sarcoptiformes; Oppiidae
Source: the annotation of a GenBank genome assembly